CUUCCCUGGGAAAGUGGCGUUGAAUUUCCCACGCAGAUCGAGGGGGGGGGGGGGAAGGAUCGGGCCCUCCGGAGUGGGAAUCCGGAAAAGUUGUGGCAACGCUCUCUUUCUCUCUCAUGAAUCUCCGUUUUGCAACCAGCUGCUUCUGUGGAGGCUUCGUGUCGUCUCGAAGAGCGAGCGAUUAAUUCUGUGGAAAGAACUGCUAGUACCGAGGCGGGAGGCCUUUUUGAAAUGUAAAGUUUUUUGAACACCUACUGUUUGUUCAGGCCUGAAACCAUAAAUCAGAUCUAGAAAGCUAUUUUACUUUCAACACAAAGAGGGGAAAUGGCGGCGGACGGGGGAGACGUGACAGCUCUGGGUUUCCAGUGGAAGGUCAUGGAGGCUCUCGGAGAAACAGGCCCUGAGCCAGAGGCAGCAGCAAGACAAGGCCCUCGUGACAUCCAGGCCUGGAAAACUAUGGAAUUCUGGGAAAGAGCUGCACCUCAGCAGGUUAAGCAGGAGUCGAACGAAGGGCUCCAGGAGGGCUGGGAGGCUAAAUUUCAGGGGUUUGUGAAAGCGUUGGAGUCUCCUCUUUCGGAGGGGGGCAGUUCUUGGCUACUACAGUCCAGGCCCACAGUCGGUGGGGUCCUGCCGCACUUUGGAAGCGUGGCUGAGCCCAGCCAGCGUCCCAGAGAACAGAGGGUGGCCCAGUUCCCACCAGGCCUCUGUACAGAAUCCCAACCACUUGACGGCGGCCUGUUGCCAUGUGACAAAGGGAACGGUGGCGAAGUGAAGGAAGAGGAGCCGGACGGGGCGGCUGCUGGUUCUGACACGCAACGCCAGCGGUUCCGGCGGUUCUGUUACCAGGAAGCCGGAGGGCCCCGAGUCGUCUUCAGCAGACUCUGGGAGCUCGGCUGUGGGUGGUUGAAGCCAGAGACGCACACCAAGGAACAGAUCCUGGAGCUGGUGGUCCUGGAGCAGUUUGUGGCUGUCCUCCCCACGGAAAUGCAGAGCUGGGUCAGGGGAGGAGGGCCGGAGACCUGCUCACGAGCGGUAGCUCUGGCGGAGGACUUCCUGCUGAGGCUGCGAGAGGAACAGCAGCAGGGAAAACAGCAAACGCUGGUGGCAUUGAAAGAGAUGGUUGUUAAUUUCCCCGAAGAGGGGCCAGCUCCGUUGGAUACCUGGCCGAGGCCGCUGUUUGGGCAGAUCAAGCAGGAAGGUGGACUGGAGGCCACCUCGUCAGAAGGUGAUGAGAUGGUAUGUUGGAAUGAGCGAAGUCGGUCAGAAAACUCCAGGGAACUGGAUCCAGAAGAGAUGUCGUCAAGAAGAUCCAAAGAGGAUGUUUCUCUCAGCCCUGAUCAGGAGGAGGCCUCAGAGAGCUGGCUGGGCAAACAGCUAGAAAAGAAAGGGAGAAUAUUCAUUGAUUCUCAGGGAACCUAUGAAGAUCUCCAGGGAAUUGUCAUGCCACAUGGAAUUUCUAAGGCAUGUGGAGAUACUGUCCCAGUUGAACAGGAAGAAAGCUUUGUAGAGAGAUCUGACCUCGCUGCGCACAACAGGUCCCAACCGGUUGAGAAAAAAUACAAAUGUUUAGAUUGCGGGAGACACUUUGGUCAGCAGUCCCACCUUAUAACACACAAAAGAAUCCACACGGGGGAGAAACCCUAUAUGUGUCUGGAAUGCAGGAAAAGCUUCCGGCGACGAGCACACCUUGUGGAACAUGAGAGAAUCCACACAGGUGAGAAGCCGUACAAAUGCCCGGAAUGCGAAAAGGGCUUCUGCGACCGAUCGAGUUUCAAUAUGCACACAAGAAUCCACACAGGAGAGAAGCCGUACAAAUGCCCGGACUGCGGGAAGUGCUACAGCCGUCACACCAGCCUCACCGAUCACCAGAGAACCCACACGGGAGAGAAGCCCUACAAAUGCCUCCAGUGCGAGAAAUGCUUCAGCGGCAGGUCCAACUUCAAUGCGCACAAGAGAAUCCAUGUCGAAGAGAAGCCUCACAAAUGCGGGGACUGCGGGAAGACUUUCACGCGGCUCUCCAACCUGACCGAUCACAAGAGAACCCACACGGGGGAGAAGCCGUACAAAUGCAAGGAGUGCGGGAAAGGCUUCAGCUGCAGUUCGCUCCUUAUUAAGCAUAACAGGAACCACACGGGGGAGAAGCCGUAUCAGUGCUUGGAGUGCGGCAAAUGCUUCAGCAUGAGCUUCAUCCUCAUUAGGCAUAAGAGAAUCCACACCAGAGAAAAAUCGUAUGAACAAUGAUCUAGCUGGGCGAAGAUCCGGAAAUCUCCACUUGCGUGGGAACGAGGUGGAGAAUGAUAGGAUGGAGCGGGCCAUUUUGUGCUGCAAAUAGGAACCCCAUUUGAGUUUAAAGGGGAGGGGGGGAAUCCAAAGAAACCCUGCAAGAUGAAAAGUAGCUCAGUAAAGAAUGAGCUGGACUGGAACAUUUCUCUUUGAAGUGCUAGUUUUCUACUUGUAGGGAGAUGUGUGCUUUCUUCCCCGUUAGUGCGGAAGUGCAUUCAAAAAUACUGUAUUUCUUCGAUUGUAAGACGCACACUAAUUUCAGUACCACCAACAGGAAAAAAAAAACCCUAAGACACACCCACAAUUCUAAGACGCACCCCAUUUUUAGAGAUGUUUAUAUGGGGAAAAAAGUGUGUCUUAGAAUCGAAGAAAUAGGGUAGUAUUCCCUCACUUAUCCCCCACACCUACAUGGAGCAGAGAAUCAUAGAAUAGUAGUGUUGGAAGGGGCCUAUAAGGCCAUCAAGUCCAACCCCCUGCUCAAUGCAGGAAUCCACCCUAAAGCAUCCCUGACAGAUGGUUGUCCAGCUGCCUCUUGAAGGCCUCUAGUGUGGGAGAGCCCACCACCUCCCCAGGUAACUGGUUCCAUUGUCGUACUGCUCUAAUAGUCAGGACGUUUUUCCUGAUGUCCAGCCGGAAUCUGACUUCCUGUAACUUGAGCCUGUUAUUAGAGGCACCUUGGGAUUCUCGAACCUCAUUCCACUAAACUGGCCACUACAAUCAACCUCUUCUGUACACAGGAGAUUCAUAUAAGGGAGACUUUGAAAGAAUACAGCAGAAAUGUGAACCCUGAGUGAUACUGUGAUGUAACAAGCAGCAAGAGGUGUGUGGACGUAGAGUCAUAAUAACUUCAAAUUGGUACAGUACAUUAAAGCAUCCUUCCCCAACCUUUUAUUUCAUUUUAAUUUUUUAAAUUUUUUAUUGUGAAUAUCAACAAACAAAACAGAAAAUACAUCGUGAAAAUGGGGGGGGGGAACCCCAUACAUUGUGUAUAUAGAAUUAUCAUCAUUUCCGUUGUAUGAGCCGUUAAAAAGCAAAAAGGGAGAGAGUUAUACAAAGGUUUCAAGAAAAGCAGACUAAAUAUCCAAAUAUUGCAAGUUGCGCCUAUAUAACACUCGUUCAAAAGUUGAUAAUGUUAUUAGGUCCUCGAUCCAUUGCAUUAUGGGAGGUGUGAAUUUGUCCUUCCAAUGUGAUAAUGUCAGUCUUUUGGCUGUCAUAAGGGCUCUGAAGAGCCGUCUUCGCUGACCAUGUGUUAACUUCCAGGAAACUGGUAGGUAAUUUAGGAGGAGAUUCUUCCAUAUUAUAGAUUGUUUUCAUCCUUAUUAUCACCUCCUCCCAAAAGAGGGCAACUACUGGGCAUUGCCAAAACAUACGAGUUAAAGAAGCAUUAGAUGCAUUACAUCUCCAACAAUUAUGCAAGUUAGACAAACCCUUAUUGAAAAGGUGUUAUGGAGUCCAAUAGACCCGAAACAAUUUUUUUUUUGCUGAAUAAGACGUAACCUAAGAUCCAUAGUAGCUUCAGAUACAGAUGCUAGAGCAACCAUCCAUUGGUUAGGCAAGAUAGAACACUCCAAUUCUCUGGAGUGUCCACAACUCCCAUCAUCCUGGCUGGGGAUGAUGGGAGUUGAAGAUCACACCUCAAGGGUCCCAGGUUGGGGAGGGCUGCUUUUCUCUCUCUCACUCUCUCUCUCUCUCUCUCUCUCUCUCUCUCUCUCUCUCUCUCUCUCUCUCUCAUACUCACACACACACACAAGUAUUUGGCUGCAAGAAAGGCCAAUGCUAGUUUGGGCUGAAUUAAUAGAAGUAUAGCUUCCAAAUCACGGGAGGUCCUGGUUCCUCUCUAUUCGAC
This is a messenger RNA of Elgaria multicarinata webbii, 4129 nucleotides long. Its product is annotated as zinc finger protein 397-like. The transcript has 4 exons. The record is from RefSeq and is a predicted model, not a curated record. Lineage: Eukaryota; Metazoa; Chordata; Lepidosauria; Squamata; Anguidae. Gene Ontology annotation, molecular function: RNA polymerase II cis-regulatory region sequence-specific DNA binding; DNA-binding transcription factor activity, RNA polymerase II-specific. Gene Ontology annotation, biological process: regulation of transcription by RNA polymerase II. Gene Ontology annotation, cellular component: nucleus. The coding region runs from base 325 to 2241 and encodes 638 amino acids.